Molecule: messenger RNA, 6482 nt
Organism: Bicyclus anynana (squinting bush brown)
Lineage: Eukaryota; Metazoa; Arthropoda; Insecta; Lepidoptera; Nymphalidae
Product: kin of IRRE-like protein 2
Exons: 17
Coding region: 1224-3656 (810 amino acids)
Source: RefSeq, a predicted model, not a curated record
GCUACGAACGCGGCGCGCGCGCUCGUGUGUUAUGAAUUCCAAAAUGGCGGUGUUCGAAAUUCGAAAUGUGACAGAUUUGUGUUGGUGCUUCUAUGUUGUCUAUGCGUAAUGGAUUUUGGCAUUUUUUCGUUGUUACAAGAUCUCGAGUUCCGGACGCGAAAAAUUUCACCAGCGGAAAAAAUAUCUUGGACACCCUCCAAACUUUAUGACACUUUGAUGGACGGAAAUAGAUUUAUAUUUUUGGAGACGGAUUAGGAAAUAGCUGGAACUGCAACUUUUGGGACAGUUGACUUGGUUACGUGUGACUAAUGUGAUCAUAUGUAAUUCUGUUUACCUAUGUAACGAAAUGUAAAAAAGAUUACGUUGAGUAAUUUAAAUUAACUGUUAUCAUUUGAGGAUAUGGCAAUUGUGUAGAUAGGAUGCAAUCUAUUAAAAUAAUCUAAGGUGGCAACUUUUAAUUGAAUAUUGAAUAUUAUAAUAUCAACUAUCUUUAGCACCCAUAACGCAAGCUACUCUGUAUGCUUACUUUGGGGCUAGAUAGUGAUGUGUAUUGUUUAAGUAUAUUUUUUUUUUUUAAUUUUGUCUUAGUUGAUUUUCAAUUUACGUAACCUGAAUUUAAGAAUAUAAUAUAAUAAAAGCAAACAGAGAUAAAAAUAUGCAUUUAUAUUAAAAACUCAAGUUAUUUAAAAUACUUAUACAUAUUUUAAGUCAAAUAGUUAUUGAGUUUAAGAACGGAACUAUCCUAGGGAAAGUAAUGAAUUUUUAAAUAAAAAUCCAGAAUUUUUUGUCUGUAUAUUUGUCACUUAAAAUCCAAUUGAUAAUAUACCUAGAGCAUGGUUUUCAAAGAUAUUUAGGGUAAAACUUUUUUAACACAAACAUUCUAUAUGAGCAACCUAUGUUAUUAUUUUGGUUGCUCAUAUAGUAAGUAUAUUCUUUUUCAUUUCCUUCCUUUGUUUGCCCGCGAUGAUUGCACCGAUUUUAAUGAGAGUUUGCACAUAACAUUUUCGUCAAACUUAAGAGGUAAAAUACUUUUCUUUGCUAAAAUUAGAAAACCUUUAUUAAUUAGAUGGUACGAAUAUCACCAAGUCAUCUGAUUCAAGCUAUAAAAGUGAGUCAAAAUUAAACUUAAAAAAUAUAAAUAGUGGUAAUCAAGUGAGUCAGUGACAGAUCAAUGAGUGCUAAACCGAAGAAGUGCAGUGAAGUGGUUCGGAGAAGCAGUGACAAUGGUGAGAGAUACGAACCUGUGCGGCAUAGCGGUGUGGCUGGUGCUGCAGAGCCUGAUUAGGACGAGCGAGGAGAUCGUGGAGUCAAGUAUAAUCCAGGUGUGGUCAGCACCUGGCGCUGAAACCCGCCUGCCCUGCGACUUGGCCGCCUCGGUCCACGACGUGGCCAUGACGAUGUGGUUCAAGGAUGCAGAUCGAAUGCCCAUCUACACUGUCGACUUCAGAAACGGCCCACCAGUCCACUGGGCGAUAGCCGGUGAGUUCGGCACUAGAACACACUUCGUGCUGAACGAAUCUGACCCUUCGUCGGCUCAUCUCGCAGUGGACAAGGUGGCGCGGUACGAUGAAGGCGUGUAUAGAUGCAGGAUUGACUACAUUGAUUCCCCGACUAGGAAUUAUAGAGUCAAUCUUACUGUUAUAGUUCCACCUGACUCGCCGCGGAUAUACGACUCAGAAGGCAGAGAAAUCUUGGGCUCUAUCGCUGGACCCUUCCGAGAGGGGCAGGAUCUACUGUUGUCUUGCCAAGCUUCUGGAGGUAAACCAGCCCCUGACAUGUCCUGGUACCGAGGCGACGAGCGCCUCGCCUCAACCAAGUCCGGCUCGGUGUGUCAGGUCCACCUGCCCGCCCUGUCUCGCGAGGCGUCCGGCACGAAGCUGCAGUGCAGGGUCGAGCCGCCGUUGCUGCAACCGCAGACAAGGGAUGUCACCCUCAAGCUGUACUUGAAGCCUCAGUUCAUCCGAGUGACGGGAGGAGGUCCGACCCGGUCGGGGCACGAGCGCUCCUUCGUCUGCACCACGCGAGGGUCCAAACCCGCGCCCAACAUUGACUGGUUCAUCAACUCACAGCGCAUGGACUCAUCUAUGACACAGGUGGAAGUAGAGGGUGAAGUCACCAGAAGUGUCCUGACCUGGCGAGUGAGAAGGGAAGACAGCGGCCGUCAGCUGGUCUGCCGCGUCUCGAACCCCUGGUUCCCGGCCUACACCCUGGAGGAUUCCUUGACUUUGGAAGUACUUUAUCCGCCAGCCGCCCAGAUAUCUAUGGUAGAGCCCAAAGAGCCGCGCCUGCUCAGAGAAGACGAAGAUGCCGAGUUACUGUGCUCUGCUGACGCUUCGCCGCCGUCUUACAACUUCACCUUUUACAGGGGAACUGAGAACCACCUAAUUCGAGACGACCCCAUAGGAGGUAUAGCAGUAGAAGGCAACAAGCUGGUGCUAAGGGGUCUCCGGAGACACCACUCAUCAAGAUACAGAUGCCGAGCUUGGAACUCAGAGGGCAGUGGACUCAGCGAACCUCUCAACUUGAAUGUACUGUCGCGCCCUGAAUGUUCAGCGGGGAGCGUGGUGCAGCAGAUAGCUGGCGCUCCAGGCGGAGAGGUCAGGGCACGCUGCUCUGUAUCCGCGCCUUCAACUAGGGACGCUGGACCUUUGAGGUUUUAUUGGACUUAUAAUGGGACUAAGGAUGUCUUACCUAUACCGCCAUCAAAUGUCACCAUAAGGGGCGCGACGAGCUCUGUGGUCCAUGGUCUACCCACUGAAGAUGGUGACGAGGAUCUGGGCUGGCUGGCGUGCUGGGCCAGCAACGACAUCGGCAACCAGCGGGAGCCGUGCUUGUUCAGGGUUAUGCCUGCAGCUCUACCCGAGCCUCCGAGCAACUGCGAGAUAGAAGACGAGUUCCUGCGCUGCGAGCCGGGUCACGACGGCGGGCUGCCACAGCGGUUCAUUCUCGAAGCGCUGGAGGUACGCCACCACGCGCCCGUGAUGGGCGAUGACUCCACUAUGAACGAUCAGGGCAUCUCUGGCAGAGGUCUCACUGAAGCAGUAUACAGAGCCAGCAAUGACGUCACUCCGCAGUUUCCCCUGGACGCUCUGUCUGCGGGGCUGUACACUUUCCUCGUGUACUCGGAAACUCCUCGCGGAAGGUCACAGCAUCCGGCUGCGUUGCACAGCAUCCCCAUACGGACUAGCGAUGAUUUGGAUGUACCUGGUUCUCUCCAAACAAUGACUCCGAUGCCACCUCAGCCACCAUCGAACGACAAUAGUGUGGCGCUUCUCGUGGGCGCUUCUCUAUCGUUGGUGUUGCUCACCAUACUGACCACCCUGUGUGUCACGCUGGUGGUCAUUUGCAAGAAGCGACAACAGCCGCAGCGGGAUCCCGAACAAAAUACAAUUCUGCGUCGAAGUGUUGGCGUAUCAAUGUACUCUGGCUCGUCGAUAUCGCCGAGUAUCGUCCCGACGGUGGUGGUGCGGGGUCACAGGGGCUCCCGAGUGCUGGCUGCGAGGUGGUCGGGCGUGCUGGAAGACACGCCCCUUGCUGUGCUGGCUCUAGAUACCAGACCCCAUGCUGACACAGACUCCGGUCACAGUGACGGCGAACUGAUACAAGAAAGAGAUCUACCGACCACUAGACACAAUAUAGAAACACAAAUCGAGUGAUAUGUAGACAAAGACAAUUUUGUGAUCACACAUAAUGAUAAUGUUAAAGAUAAGCGUAAAUAAUUUAUUGCAUUUGUAACCAAAGAUACAUAUGAUUUUUUGAAUACUGACACAAUUUAGGUUGAACAUAGACUAUAUUGUGAUAUAGGUAGAUUACUUUUGUGACGAUACGAUACAAGACCUUCGAUAAUAGAAAAGAAACAUACCUUUAUAUGCUAUUAAUUACGAAUAUAAAAAUAUAUUAAUAAUGGUUGUGCAUAAACAGUAGGUAUGUCUACUGGAUUUGCUGAUAAACAUUUUAGAUUUUUUUUUUUAAAUCGAGAAUUUCGAAGAUCGAGAUAAUUAAAAGGAUAAAGGAAGAUCAAAAAUUUCCAAUGCCACAGCUUUUAACACUAAAAACGAAUAUUAUUUAACGAUAUGAUUGAUUAUGAUUAUGAUGUGUAUGCAUGCAGUAUUAUGUUAGUGAUAAUUUAUUCGUAAUAUAAUAUGUAAUAGUGAGUGAUAUUUAUAUUGAUAAAUAAUACUAAGAUUUGAUUUAAGAACAAUAUGAGAUGUUUCAUCAAAACAGUAAUAACUAUAGAUCCACAAAAGCUAACAGAUUGUUUGUACCUAAAACGAAGGUUUCAAUAUAGGCAAAUUUUAAUGGAGAUUCCAUUCAAACUCUAAGAAGUACGAAUAUUAGACCAUAUUUAAUAUAAACGAUCCACUUCCACAAACUAUUUACAAUGAUAAAUUUAAAUAUUGAGGUAAAGUAAGAAAUUAAAAAAAUUGUUUAUAGCUCUAGACCGCCUGAAGUAUAGUUAACUCUGUUUAACUAGUUCUGUAGUCUGGCAAUUUAGUUGAUGACACUCCCAUGAUAUGCGGGCGACGAGGGGAAAGACUGCGCGGGUGUGAAAUAGUGCGUGCGGAGAAGUGAGUGGGUUUUUCAUUUAUCGCUACACGCCCCCCGGGAGUGUUACGAACGAAGUUGCCAAGCUAUAGAUAGAUGUCUUUAUUUUAUAGUGAUAAUUGACAGACCUUAUUUUUCCGCUGGAAAUUGCGUUUAUGCAACCCAAAUAAGGCGUGAUAAAAACAAGGCACCUUCUUCCACUUGUCUUUGCUAACUUUGUACUACUUACUUCUUAGUUUAAACCACGCAAGUUGCCAUACUUAACAUAUCGAAGGUAUUAAGUCUUUAUGGAAUACGGGUAUUAUAUAUAAACGGUGUUUUACUUUAGGAAAUAUGAUAUUUAUUCCUAACAAUUAUCGUAUACAUUAAUGCAAACUUUGAUCCCACUUAUUAGAUAUAGUUCUUAGGAUUUAAGGAAGUGCAUAUUGAAUUUAUUUAGACUAUUUUAAGAAAAUGACGUAUAAGCUAUGCGCUUGUUUUAUUUAACUAGAUAUUGGAGGAAGAAGGAACUACCUACACUUACCUGUAACAGUGCAUCCUAUCUCACAUUACUAUUAGUUACUUGCUGACGCUACGGGCCACCCUCGUAGUUCUCGUUCCCGUAAGAAUACGGGGAUUAAAUAUAUCCUUUAGCACUAGGGGAUAGUGUAGCUGCCCAAUAGUGAAAGUUUAAAAUCAGUUCAGUAGUUUCGGAAUCUUUUAUUGCACACAAACGAACUUUCAAAUCUAUCUUCUUUAUGAUAUUAGUAUAAAUAAUACACACAAUGUUCUAAGAGUCUGCGAUAGUCAGACAUACUUCUUUUAUGAAUGCUGAAAAUUUCGUCAUCAACCCAUAUUCGGCUCACUGCUGAGCUCGAGUCUCCUCUCAGAAUGAGAGGGGUUAGGCCAAUAGUCCACCACGUUGGCCCAAUGCGGAUUGGCAGACUUCACACACGCAGAGAAUUAAUAUAAUUCUCUGGUAUGCCGGUUUCCUCACGAUGUUUUCCUUCACCGAUUGAGACACAUGAUAUUUAAUUUCUUAAAAUGCACACAACUGAAAAGUUGGAGGUGCAUGCCCCGGACCGGAUCCGAACCCACACCCUCCGGAAUCGGAGGCAGAGGUCAUAUCCACUGGGCUAUCACGGCUCUUACGGCUUUAAGGCUGAAAAUUUGUAAUCCUCCAAUUAUGCAGUUUGGACUGUGGUGGUGGAAAGUAACAGGUUUCAAUGGUCCAAGUUGGACCUUGGUUCUCUACAUUUGUCAAUUUUUCUUAUUGAAUAUUUUAAAAGCAAAUUUGUAGAAGUACCUAACAGUGUAUCUGCGAUGACGAGUUUCGGAGACGGGGACGUACAAACAAAAUUACCUACGUUGUUCUUUUUGAAAUUUUCGAACCUUGUUUAUUUUACAAAUAUCCCGAAAUUUUUUGUUUUCUAAGUAUAGUUAAAAUUUACUUAAUUUUCCCGAAUUACACAUAAAUCAAUUCAUUCAAAGGUAGUCAAAAUCCAAUUGGCACAGUACGUAGGUACCCAUAUAUAAUAAAUAUAUACUGACACAAUACACACAUCACUACUUAGCCCCAAAGAAAACGUAUGUAGCUUGUGGUCCUGUAGGUAUUUAUUGGUACUUUAGUAGCGGAUUUUACCAUAUCUUAUUUAUUAAUUGCAUAUGGUAGGAACAUGGGCAGACAAACUGGAAGUAUUCAUAAAGUGAGGCAGGUAUGGCUAUUUCAGGCUCACAUUCUAUAAUACAAAAUGGCUUCAAAACAAUCGCUAUCAAUUGAAAACUAUUGUUAAUUGGGAGAUACCCAAUUAAGCUGUAUAAUUAUGAAACGAUUAAUUUAUUCCAUGUUUCAAUCUGAUUUCAAUCACUAAUAUUAUUUCAACGAAAUGUAUACGUUUUAGUAUUACAUUGUUAAUUAUAAAUAUUUGAUGAAUAAAGUUUAUAUUUUUAUGAAAUAA